AUGAAGCAUUUAAUAGGUCUGGAGGGACGUCCAGCUUCGUUCAUCCCCAAGCGGCACAAAGAAUCAACAUGUCAUUUUCCGAGAAAGAUAACGAAAAGGUCCCCGUAGACUCAUACCCUCCGGUCCGGGUCGUCUCUGCAUCCGACAAUGCCACACAACGUGUCGCUCGAGACAUCGCCGCGGAUCUUGUCGCUGAGCUCGAUGCUGGUUUCGAAGUCACACCCGAGAUGAAGAGGAGAGUCUUGAGGAAGAUCGACUUCAUCCUCUUGCCCCUCAUCUCUUGCACAGCGACGUUGUCUUUCCUCGACAAGGUUUCGAACAACUACGCAAACAACUAUGGCCUCCAAGUUCGCUUGGGCAUGCAUGGUACUCAGUUCUCUUGGUCAGCAUCGGUCUUUUACUUUGCCUUCCUUAUCUGGCAGCCAGCCGUGUCUUACAUGACCCAGCACUUCCCCCUCGGUAAGCUGGUCUCCAUCAAUUGCAUCUGCUGGGGCCUGGUCCUGCUUGGGCAGGGCUUUGUCAAGAACUAUGGAGGUUUCAUGGUUCUCCGCUUCUUCCAGGGUAUCUUCGAAGCCUGCGUUCUGCCGUCUUUCCUCGUGAUGUGUUCCAUCUAUUGGACUCGGGAGGAACAAUCUUUCCGCUCGGCUUUCUGGUUCAACUCCUGUGCGGGGAUCUUGGGCGGUCUGUUCGCCUAUGCGAUGGGUCACUUCCAUCCUGCACCAGGCUACAGCCUCUACCAGUACAUUUACAUUGUUUACGGGUCAUUCACUACCGGCUGGGGCGUCAUGCUGUUCUUCGCGCUUCCCGAUUCCCCUGUCACGGCUUGGUUCUUUUCGCAUGAAGAACGGCUCACGGCUGUCGCUCGAGUCAAAGGCAAUAACACCGGCAUGAUCAACCGUCAUUUUGACCGUUCCCAGAUGUGGGAAGCCCUUCUCGAUCCCAAGACUUGGUGGUUCUUCCUGUUCACUUUCGUGUGCAACAUUCCCAACGGCGGUCUCAAUGCUUUCUCCACGACCAUCAUCAAGGGCUUUGGAUUUACAACCCUUGAAACUACCCUCAUGUCAGUUCCUUGGGGCGUAGUGUGCACGCUUGGCAACGGCGUGAUCGGUCUGUGUAUCUCCUACACCGUGGGCAAACGAUUGUUCUUGAUGGCGUUCGCCAUUAUUCCACCCAUGAUCGGCACCGUCGUCAUGUACACCAUUCCUCACUCCAACAAAGCUCCAUCGCUAUUCGCCUACUACAUUACCGGUUUCUACAAUGCGCCUUACGUCAUGUCGUUGGCGCUUAUGGCCUCGAACACCGCCGGUACCACGAAGAAGAGCGUCACCAGCGCGAUCAUAUGGAUGUCCUAUUGCGGUGGUAAUAUCGCCGGGCCGUUCUUCUACCGAAGCAAGGAUGCACCGGCAUAUCAGUUCGGCACCGCCGCUCUGCUCACCUGCUUUUCUCUGCAGGUUGUGCUUGCCCUUUUGUUCCGUGUCUACCUCCUGCACCUUAACCGUCAGAAAGAGCUCGCAUUCGAGCCCAGCGAGCACGAUGAGAGCGCACAGCAUGCUUUCGCGGAUCUCACAGACAAGCAGAAUACCGACUUCAGGUACACCUAUUAAGUAUAUACUGGAGUAAGAUAGCGUUGUAUGGAUAAACAGAAGCCCGACUUCAACCCUUCAACAUUGGAUCAAAAACGAAAGUGUAAAAUGGUGAAUUGUCGAGUUGUCUGAUACGGACUUUCUUGGUUGUGAACGGUUGUAAAACGUCGUGAAGUUAGUGAUUAUGGA
This is a messenger RNA of Cryptococcus deneoformans JEC21, 1772 nucleotides long. RefSeq lists its product as hypothetical. The record is from RefSeq and is a predicted model, not a curated record. The transcript has 7 exons. Gene Ontology annotation, biological process: transmembrane transport. Gene Ontology annotation, molecular function: transmembrane transporter activity. The coding region runs from base 69 to 1604 and encodes 511 amino acids. Gene Ontology annotation, cellular component: membrane. Lineage: Eukaryota; Fungi; Basidiomycota; Tremellomycetes; Tremellales; Cryptococcaceae.